AUGUCGACGACAAUGGACGAUGCACAAUAUACACUUCUUGAAAAGCUUGGUACGGGAUCAUUCGGGGUAGUAUGGAAGGCAGUACGUAGAAAAACGGGAGAGAUUGUAGCUAUUAAACAGAUUGAUUUAGAAUCUACAGAUGAUGAUAUAGCGGAGAUACAGAGAGAAAUAGCUUUAUUAAGUGGGUGUGAUAGUCGAUAUGUUACUAAAUACUAUUCGUCAUUUGUUAAAGGGCAUAAACUUUGGAUUGUGAUGGAAUAUAUGGCAGGAGGAUCAGCGCUUGAUUUACUUAAACCGGGACCUUUUACAGAGGCACAAAUAGCUAUUUUAUGUAAAGAGCUUCUUGAGGGAUUAUGUUACUUACAUAGUGAGGGGAAGAUACAUAGGGAUAUAAAGGCUGCAAAUGUUUUAUUAUCAUUUUCAGGCCAAGUUAAAUUGGCGGAUUUUGGAGUAGCAGCACAACUUUCGAGUCAUAAAUCACGUCGUAAUACAUUUGUUGGAACACCUUUUUGGAUGGCGCCUGAAGUUAUUAGACAAUCUGGAUAUGAUUAUAAGGCAGAUGUAUGGUCACUUGGUAUUACAGCUAUCGAACUUGCACGUGGAGAACCACCUCUUUCGGAAUAUCAUCCAAUGAGAGUUCUUUUUCUUAUUCCGAAAGCCAAACCUCCAGUUCUUGAAGGAAAUUAUUCUAAAGAAUUUAAGGAUUUUGUAUCUUUAUGUUUAAUUAAAGAUGCAAGAGCUAGACCAUCAGCCAAGGAUCUUCUCAAACAUAAAUUUAUUAAAUCUGCAGGAAAACCGUCUCUUUUACAAGAACUUCUUGAAAGGCGACAUGAAUGGGAUAUAAGACGAGGAGAUAGACCUCAUCGUACUUAUGUAGAAACUAUAGAUACAUUACCUAUCGAUAAUCAUGAAGAAUGGAAUUUUGAUACCAUUAAACCAAAUAUUCUUUUGGAAAACGAAUCUACAGGAACAAUUCGAAAAGAUAUACAAGAAACUACUACUGCUUUACGUCGAAUUGAUCUUAAUGUUUAUGACUCGGAUACUAUUAAAGCACAUUCUCGUAAUGUUCAAUCAAAUUCUCCAAUAAAUGAAAUUCCUCCUAUUCCUAUCACUUUAGAAAAAGAUAAUAUAAUUAAAGAAGAUAUUCAAAAAAGUAUAUAUUUUUUAAAUAUUCUAAACUCUAAUUCUCUAAUAGUACAUAUCAUUGAUGAAAAAAAAGAACCUCUACAUACAAUUAAACCUGAUUUAUACCAACAAGUUUUUAAUAAGUCAAAUAAUGAUCCUGGAUAUAGAUUUUAUCAUGAUAUUUUAAAUCCAACUAUCGAAGAACUAAAAUCUCAAGAUGAUGUCUAUGUUUCUUCAAAUACAUUAAAUGAAUUAGCAAAAUCAUGGUAUAAUUUUGCAUCUUUAAAUCCAAAAGCUGAAACAUUAUUUAUUCAAAAACUUAUUCAAAAAUUAAAAAGUAACACCGAAUUAUGCGAUACAUUCAAUUUGAAUUUACAUUCAUCUCAAGAUAUUUCACUCAACACAAAUGAUACUUCCACAAAUAAAAAAUCUCCUACUGACACUCCUUCUAAACAAAAUUCUAGAAGUCCUAUUGCCGAAUUAUUAUAUAUUCGUUGGAUCGAAGGUUUAAAAAGUCGUUGGCAAUUUUCUUGA
Pneumocystis carinii B80 is the source of this 1659-nucleotide messenger RNA. RefSeq lists its product as hypothetical. The record is from RefSeq and is a predicted model, not a curated record. The transcript is spliced from 15 exons. Gene Ontology annotation, molecular function: ATP binding; protein kinase activity. Lineage: Eukaryota; Fungi; Ascomycota; Pneumocystomycetes; Pneumocystales; Pneumocystaceae. Bases 1 to 1659 code for a protein of 552 amino acids. Gene Ontology annotation, biological process: protein phosphorylation.